Chanos chanos (milkfish) is the source of this 3204-nucleotide messenger RNA. RefSeq names its product xenotropic and polytropic retrovirus receptor 1a (gene xpr1a). Bases 317 to 2413 code for a protein of 698 amino acids. Gene Ontology annotation, biological process: phosphate ion transport; cellular response to phosphate starvation. Gene Ontology annotation, molecular function: inositol hexakisphosphate binding; phosphate transmembrane transporter activity. Lineage: Eukaryota; Metazoa; Chordata; Actinopteri; Gonorynchiformes; Chanidae. The record is from RefSeq and is a predicted model, not a curated record. The transcript is spliced from 15 exons. Gene Ontology annotation, cellular component: plasma membrane; cytoplasm; Golgi apparatus.
CUAACCGGAGAGUGGAGAGACAGAGUCCCUCGCUGAGACGUCCUCACUGGCGCUCGGACAUUGUCAUCUAGCCACCUGUUAGAGGGAGGAGGCCAAUCUUAUUGUGCGUAUUUUGAACGCCAUAAUUUUCACGAAGUAAUAUGUGGGACGGGGUGUCUGUGGAGUACUGUACUCGGGACGGCACAGAAGCAUAUUGCGUGUAGUGCGGCGCAACGCAUGCGGACCAGCCACUUGGCUGACAGAAAUAACAAAGCUCGAAUCAACAAGAAACUGUCCGGUCAGGAUUUAAGGAGGCUGAAGAGAUUGCUCUGGCAGGAUGAAAUUUGCAGAGCACCUUUCGGCCCAUAUUACUCCAGAAUGGAGGAAACAGUAUAUUCAGUACGAGGCUUUCAAGGAGAUGCUGUAUGCGGCUCAAGACCAAGCCCCCUCCAUAGAAGUUACUGAUGAAGAUACUGUCAAGAGGUAUUAUGCCAAGUUUGAGGAGAAGUUCUUCCAAACAUGUGAGAAGGAACUCGCCAAAAUCAACACGUUCUAUUCAGAGAAACUGGCCGAGGCUCAACGACGUUUCGCCACCCUGCAGAAUGAGCUCCAGUCGUCUCUGGACGCCCAAAGGGAGAUCAACGCGCCGGGCUUGCGUCAACGCCACAAGACGGUGUUCCACCUGUCGCACGAAGAACGUUGCACGCAUCGCAACAUCAAAGACCUAAAGCUGGCCUUCAGCGAGUUCUACCUCAGCCUCAUUCUUUUGCAGAACUACCAGAACCUGAAUUUCACCGGCUUCCGGAAGAUUCUGAAGAAGCAUGAUAAGAUCCUGGAGACUUCCCGGGGCGGGGACUGGAGGGUGGCUCAUGUGGAGGUGGCUCCGUUCUACACCUGUAAGAAGAUCACUCAGCUCAUCUCUGAGACCGAGGCUCUGGUCACCACGGAUCUGGAGGGAGGGGACCGUCAGAGGGCCAUGAAAAGACUGAGGGUCCCACCGCUGGGUGCUGCACAGCCUGCGCCCGCCUGGACCACCUUUCGGGUCGGACUGUUCUGUGGAGUCUUCAUCGUUCUUGCGGUCUCCUUCGUCCUCGCCGCUGCUGUUUUCAUACGCAAUCAAAACAUCUGGCCUCUGGUGCGUAUCUACCGCGGCGGUUUCCUGCUCGUUCAGUUCCUUUUCCUGCUCGGCAUUAACACGUACGGAUGGCGACAGGCUGGUGUGAACCAUGUGUUGAUCUUUGAGCUGAACCCACGUAACAACCUCUCCCACCAGCAUCUCUUUGAGAUUGCGGGGUUUCUGGGAGUGUUGUGGUGCAUCAGCAUCCUGUCCUGUUUGUACGCCGAUUUCACCCGGGUUCCCAUGCACGCCAAUCCGCUCAUCCUCUACGGCCUCAUGCUUCUCUUCCUCAUCAACCCCUUCAAGACGUUCUACUACAAGUCUCGUUUCUGGCUCCUCAAACUACUGUUCCGUGUGUUCACAGCACCCUUCCACAGGGUGGAGUUUGCAGACUUCUGGCUGGCAGAUCAGCUGAACUCUCUCGUGAUAGUUCUGAUGGACCUGGAGUAUUUGGUGUGUUACUACAGCAUGGAACUUCAGUGGGGUGAACUCCAAGGACUGCUCCCAAAAACUCAUGGUAAGGAGUCACGGAGCGAUGACAGAUGCCAUAGCUACUCCUAUGGCGUUCGUGCUAUCAUCCAGUGUCUGCCCGCCUGGUUCCGAUUCGUCCAGUGUCUGCGGCGUUACCGCGACACCAAGCGGGCCUUCCCUCACCUGGUUAAUGCCGGAAAAUAUUCCACUACCUUCUUUGUGGUCACCUUUGCCGCACUCUAUAGCACCCAUAAAGAUCUGGGUCAUGGAGAUGCAGACGUGUUUUUUUACCUCCUGAUUGUGUUUUCGACGAUUAGUUCCCUGUACACGCUCAUCUGGGAUCUGAAGAUGGACUGGGGUCUGUUUGAUCGCACCGCUGGGGAAAACACUUUCCUCAGAGAGGAAAUCGUCUACCCACAAAAAGCGUACUAUUAUUGUGCCAUAGUGGAGGACGUGAUCCUGCGCUUUGCCUGGACGCUUCAAAUCUCUCUCAUCACCAUGACCAGAAUCCCCUCCAUCGCUGACAUCUUAACCACCAUCCUGGCUCCGCUGGAGGUUUUCAGGCGAUUCGUGUGGAACUUCUUCCGACUGGAGAACGAGCACCUGAAUAACUGUGGUGAAUUCCGUGCCGUGAGGGACAUUUCGGUGGCGCCGCUCAACGCCGAUGACCAGACGCUUCUGGAGCAGAUGAUGGACCAGGAAGACGGCGUGAGGAACCGGCAGGGGAAGAAGAGCUGGAAACGAAGCUACAGCUUGUCCUUAAGACGACCUCUGCUUUCCUCCCAGUCGAAGACAAAAGACACCAAGGUAUUGAUUGAAGAUACGGAUGAUGAAGCCUUCAGCUGAAGACGAAGCAGCCAAUCACUGCCAGAGGACUCAUCCUCUCUCAGCUUUCCAAUCAGUCCAUCACAGAGCUGCCUCAUUUCUCUCUCUAUCUCUCUCUCUCUCUCUCACACACACAUACACACACGCACAGACAUACAUGUGCACACACACACACACGCGCACUCACAGGGAAAGAUCAGUAGACAGACUUGAGCACAAACAUGCAAUACCUUUGGUUAACUGUUUGUCAGCACGCACCCACCCACACACACACACACACACACACACACACACAUACAGGCACACUCUUGGAAAAAGCCAGGAAUGGAAUUUUCCUCCAAGUACUUUUUUAUUAGACUUUUUAAUUUGAUUUCUCAAUAUUAAUACUUUUUUUUGUGUUUGUACAUUUAUUUUAAUUUCAUUUUUGGAAGAUGUAUUAAUGCAUAAACAUAUGACUGUUUACAAACAUUUGAUAUAUCAGGAUCUACAGGGAGAAGAAUCAUUAUUAAAAAUCAGAGAACUAACAUGAAUUAUAAUUUUAAUAAUAAUGAUGAUAAUAAUAAUAAUAAUAAUAAUAAUAUACUACAGAGCAUGGACUCCAGAACUGAACAAUAACCACAGCUCAUCUUAAAGAAAAAAAAAAGACAACAGCUUAAUGGUUGUUGGACUUUUUCUAUUCAUCUCUUUCAAUCGUUUUCUUCAUCGAGUCAGUGUACAGCCCUGGCUGCACUUGCAGGAGAAGUGCUUUUGAUUUCAAAAGCAACAUAUAGGAGAGAGACAUUUUUAAAUCAUAUUUAAUAUUCAGAGUUGCU